Ceratosolen solmsi marchali is the source of this 804-nucleotide messenger RNA. RefSeq names its product chymotrypsin-1-like. NCBI's taxonomy places the organism in Eukaryota, Metazoa, Arthropoda, Insecta, Hymenoptera, Agaonidae. The transcript is spliced from 4 exons. The coding region runs from base 30 to 797 and encodes 255 amino acids. The record is from RefSeq and is a predicted model, not a curated record. Gene Ontology annotation, biological process: proteolysis. Gene Ontology annotation, molecular function: serine-type endopeptidase activity.
UCCUUAUCAAAAUAUUUAGAAUAAUAAAAAUGACAUAUCUAAUUGCAGUCUUUGUAUUUGCACUACUAACUAACGGUGCCUUUACAAGAAAUGUUCGAAUUAUUGGUGGCGAAGAUGUAGAUACAAGAACAUAUCCGUUCGUAGCAUUAUUUAAACAUAGAGACUAUAAUUUUCCCAUUUGCGGUGGUGCAAUUAUCAGCAAUAACCAUGUUCUUACAACCAUAAAGUGCCUUUAUGAUGAGCCAGAUGAUUUUGCACGCGUUCUGGUUUAUACAGGAAUGGUACCAUCGGAGUCAAAUCCAGGAAAUGCUCAUGAAAUUGCUCGUGUUUUCAAUCAUCCGAGAUUCACGGCUGAGGAUACUAUUGAAGAAAUGUAUCUGCAUGAUAUUUCUGUUGUCAAGCUUAAACGAAAAAUGAAAUUUAAUGAAUUCCAAAGCGCUAUCCAACUAUUAGACAGAGACGUUGCUGAGAAUGAUAACGGAUUUGUUUUGGGAUGGGGAUCAACGACUUAUCCGACUCUUUCAUAUCCAACGAAAAUGCAAAAAGCCAACAUGAGAAUUAUUCCAGAAAGAUUGUAUUCUACAUAUUUUAAAUUUCUUAUACACGACACUCAAUUUUGCGCAUUGGAUAAAGCAGAAGUUGGAGCAUGCAAAGGUGAUGGUGGAGAUCCAUUUGUCAUUGAUGGAAAACUCGCUGGUUUAACAUCAGUUGUCUAUCGAUGUGCCAAAGGUGUUCCGGAUAUAUAUACAAAAAUUUAUUACUACAUUGAUUUUAUAAAAGAUAUCAUGAAAAUAUAAUACAUAU